AUGCUCGUGCCCAUCCACCAUGGCUGGCGAAGGUCCUUGACAUCCUUGGCCCAGAUUGGAAGGCGUGCGAUUCUGGCCAAAGCGCCAGGUGACCUGCAGGACCUUCUGUUGGACGUUGGCUUCCCUGCCGAAUCUGCGCAGCGCGUUCUGGAGAAGCUGCCCCUGGCCAGCCGGCACGGAGCCACCAGGGAUGCGGACAGAGUGAAGGCAGCACAAGAUGCAGCAAAUGCAGCAAGUGACUUUAGCCGUGUGCUUCAGUUGCUGCGCUCGUGGAAUGUUCAGCGUGAGGCGCUUCGCGCUGCCAUCGCACGCCAUCCGGAGCUUCUGGAAGUGAAAGUUGAGGACAUUCAGGCCACAGCUCAAGCGCUGCAAGCGUCGCUUCCACGAGAUGUGUUUGGCGAUCUGCUGAAGAAGUUCCCUGAGGUGCUGAUGGUUGACGGGUCAGCUGUCAUGGAACUGCAGGAGCUUUUCAGUUCCUGGGGCCUGCCCUUUGAAGAGGCCGCGCGACGGGCUCCGCGACUUCUGCUCCGUGUGCCAGAGGAGUUGUCCAAGCUGCUGCACUUCCUUCGAGAAGACCCGCUUGGUCCGCAACUCUCCGGCGAGCAAAUGGCCUAUGCGGUGAAGAACUAUCCGAUGCUCCUUCUCGGGACGCUGGACGCCAAGAAGCAGCUGGCACCGCUGGUACAGUUCCUGCGCCACUUCCUUGGAGUUGAUCCUGGCAGCCCGGAGUGCCUGGGCUUCUAUGCCUGGCCAGAUGCACUCGCCGUUGUCGAGCCCACUGCCCGCUUCCUGGUGGAGGAUUGCGGCUACUCACUUGAAGAGCUCCGGGAAGAUGUGCGCCUCUUGGGGUAUUCCUUUGAAGCGCGGGUCCUGCCUCGUGGACGCUAUGUGCAGCAUUUGGGUGUGGCCCGGUUGCCACUCAAGGCUCUGACGGCCAUAGAUGACAAUCAAUUCUGCCACAUGGUGGGCAGCCGCAAGGAGGAGUAUUUGGCAUUCAUGUUUGACUUGCGGAGGGCCUCCCGGAGAAAAGGGGGUGCUGAAACUGCUGCUGUCAGACUCUGCCAUGCCCCGUUCUGGGCCGACUGGACUUGUAACCCACUUAUGAGCCCCUUAAGUGCCCUAAGAUGGUUAUAA
Messenger RNA from Symbiodinium natans, 1134 nucleotides. The record is from the annotation of a GenBank genome assembly. Lineage: Eukaryota; Dinophyceae; Suessiales; Symbiodiniaceae.